Molecule: messenger RNA, 847 nt
Organism: Panicum hallii
Lineage: Eukaryota; Viridiplantae; Streptophyta; Magnoliopsida; Poales; Poaceae
Product: auxin-responsive protein SAUR76-like
Exons: 1
Coding region: 100-510 (136 amino acids)
Biological process (GO): response to auxin
Source: RefSeq, a predicted model, not a curated record
UGUCGGCCGUGCCAAGUCUCAGCUCGCUCUCCAUCCGUUCGAAACGCGGCCGGGACUCGUUCGCUGUCGCUGGUGCCCGGAACAUAUAGCCUCAGGUCGAUGAACAGGUUCAGGAGCGCGGUGCUACGCAGGUGCAAGAGCCUGUCGCGCGUGGCCGUGGGGGCGCGCCCCAGCCCGGCGCCCUACAGCAACCUGCGCUCCAUGUCCACCAGGGACGCCGCCGUCGAUGCCGACGACGGCGGCGGUGCGGCGGCGUCAGGCGGCGCGGUGGUGUUGGUGGGCAGCUCGCGGCGGCGGUACGUGAUCAGCGAGGAGCACCUGAGCCACCCGCUGAUCGCCGCGCUCAUCGGCGGCGACGAGGGGCGGCGGCGGAAGGGCGAGCCCGCCGCCGUCAACUGCGAGGUGGUGCUGUUCGACCACCUGCUGUGGAUGCUGGACAACGCCGCGGACGACCUCCGCGGCGACGACGGCGCCGCCAUGAGGGAGCUCGCGCAGCUCUACGCUUGCUGAUCGAUCGAGGGGCCGUCGUCGUUAAUACAGAGACACACGGUUAAUGGUUCUUUUGUCAGGUUAUUAUUAAUUCCAUUCGUUAAGCGGCAUGCCUCGAUUGAUCUUAAAUUCUUUUUUUUUUCGCUGUUCUUGCGCCGGAUAUCUAAGAUUUUUUGGGCGCCACUGUUUGUAACUUCAAGUACAGAGAUGGGUCUACACACAUGAUGAUGCUAGUUGCUGUUGCCUGCUAUAUGGUUUCUUUGUAUCGGCCACGCUUCUGAUAGAUUUUAUUUGCUUUAGAGAGGCGGCAUCAUCAUGUUGCUUAAGCUUGUCUGCAUGAUGAUGUAGAUGUUGUAAA